AUGUCGAAAGAGAAGUUAAAUAAAAAAAUUUUAUCUAAAGUUCACUAUAGCGAAUAUUGGAAGAAACCCUGCGCAUUUUGGGGGAAUACACAAAUAUGGGACAACUUCUUUACCGAAAGGAACCAAAAUGCAACGAAACUUGUCUCACGAUACUUUAGGAAUGAACCAGGAACGAAGAAAAUUGAGAAGGCUUACGCAAUACAGGAGGUCAGUAUUCAUGAGUAA
This is a messenger RNA of Funneliformis mosseae, 225 nucleotides long. The record is from the annotation of a GenBank genome assembly. NCBI's taxonomy places the organism in Eukaryota, Fungi, Glomeromycota, Glomeromycetes, Glomerales, Glomeraceae.